Messenger RNA from Chelonus insularis, 2193 nucleotides. RefSeq names its product MAM and LDL-receptor class A domain-containing protein 2-like. Bases 321 to 2075 code for a protein of 584 amino acids. Gene Ontology annotation, cellular component: membrane. The transcript has 9 exons. The record is from RefSeq and is a predicted model, not a curated record. NCBI's taxonomy places the organism in Eukaryota, Metazoa, Arthropoda, Insecta, Hymenoptera, Braconidae.
AGAGUAUGAUAAGAAAAACGGAAGCUGAUAGUAACCAAUCGCUUAAGCACAGCCGGGAGGGAAGUAGCGUCUCCGCCCUCAGUUUUCUGUUACUGCUGAAGAACAAACGUUUCAACGCCAUUCUAGUAUUUUCAAUUGUUGGAUCGAGUUUUAGUAUUAACCCUGGAGCCGGGAAUAAUCUGAAAAAUAAUUUACUCGGAUAACAGAAAUAUAAAUCGUUUCAAUAAAAAUUUAUAUUUAUUUGUUUUUUUUAGUUUAAUGGAGUAAUGUAAACAGAUUGAAGUUUAUAAUAUUGUGUUAUUAAUUAUUGAACCAUAAAAAUGAGAUAUUUUUUCAUUUUGCUGCUUACCAUGUUUGGUCAGUGUACCGCAGGUCCGUGGGAUAAUUCUCGAUGUCCACCGGUUAUUUUUCCCAAUGGAAAAGUUCGAUCGAGAGGACGAGGGAGGAUUAUCCGAUUUAAUUGCUUUGAGGGAUUCACCCUAGUUGGUAAUAAAUACUCGACGUGUGUUCGUGGCAGCUGGGAUACCCCAAUUCCUGUUUGCGUUAGUUCACAAUGUCCAUCGUUACCCGCCCCAGAACAUGCAUUAGUUGCUUCAAAAUAUUAUGGUGCUAUAUUGAUGUAUUUUUGUGAACCGGGAUAUGUGUUAAUUGGAACAGCAGAAAUUUAUUGCAACGGACGAAAUUGGAAUGGAACUGCUCCUUAUUGCAGAGAUACGACUGCUGCUGCUCCAACAAAGUGUGAUUUUGAAAAGCCAGAUCUUUGUUGGUGGGAACAAGAUCCGCGGCAUGAUUUUGAUUGGAGACGACAUAAUUUUGAAACACCAAGUUCGCAUAUUGGAACUGGACCAACUUAUGACCACACUCUUGGCGCCGGAAAUGACGGUUACUAUCUUUAUAUUGAAGCUUCCGGUCGACUUGUUAAUGAUACGGCGAGAAUUAUUUCCCCUUUAUAUAAUGCGUCACUAACGAAUUCUGGAUGCUUCUCGUUCUGGUAUCAUAUGUAUGGAGCAACUAUAGGUGCAUUGCGGGUUUAUUUUAAGCCAGAAAAUGGUACGUCACAGAUGAUGUUUGAAAAACAAGGAAAUCAAGGAAAUCGUUGGCUUCACGGUAUAUUUGAUCUCCCCAAGUCCAGUUCUAGUUUCCAGAUAAUAAUUGAAGGUGUAAGAGGUGCAAGUUAUGUCAGUGAUUUGGCAGUAGACGACGUAGCUAUUCUCCAAGGAGAUGAAUGUGCUGAAGAGCGAAAAAUUGAUACGGUAACAGGUCGGAGUACAGCUAACAGUAACGUUGAUCAAAUAGAGAUUGUUAAUGCAUUACAAAGCUGCCGAGGAAGGUGCGGGAAUACUCCAGAAGUUAAUACUUGGACAACUAUUAUUCCUCUAAAUGCUCCUGACGCUUGCCAUUGUACUUUGGAUUGUGCGGAAAACUCAUCCUGUUGUCCUGAUUUUGCCGAGUAUUGUGUGCUAGGUAUAACUGAUUUUCCCAUAACAACAUCAAAAAAAAUAACUCAAGAAUUUGCGCACGAAAUUUCAUCUUCAACAAGUAGUCUAACAAAAUACGCAUCUUAUACGCAUGCUCGAAUAGAGCCUAAAGAUGAUAUUGACCCAUAUGUAACUAAUUCUCCCUGGAAAUCACCGACGACGAUCACUAAAUCAACAUCAAAACUCACAACAAUCAUGCAACGUAGAACAGCUACUAAUAAAGUAAUACAUGUCGAGACACCAUUUGUUACAAAAGCAAACCUUCUCACAACAGAUAAACCAACUAUGAAGACUACUACUCUCUAUCCUAAAAUUUCAUCAGAAUCACAAGUUUUAGUUGAACAUGUUCAACAGCUACAUUCUGCACAAACUCUUGGAAUUCCUGAAAUAAUUAGUAUUAUUGUAGUCUUAAUAGCUGCCAUAGCUAUUGCUACAACAGUGGUCAUUGUUGUUUUUAAGCGUAGAAAGUCGUACAAAAGAGGUUCAGGAAAAAGUAAUGGGUCUGUUCUUUCCGAAGACAGCGAUGUACGUUUCUUAACAUCUGACGAAGUUUUAGACUUUAACCUUGCACGACCAAGUGAUUCUGAUGAAAUGUGAAGUUGUUUAAAACUUAAAUGUAAUAAUUAUCAUUAAUUCAAUAGUUAAUAAGUUAAUAUGUUAAAAAUAAUUUUAUGUAAAUAAAUAAUAAUUAUAAUGAUAAUAAUGAAAUAAUGAA